ACGUACUUGGUAUAAUUCGUAAUUUCGUAGUAGUCGAUCUGCACUGAUGACACUUAACUCCUACGGAAGCCCGGUACUUACUUAACUCCCUUAACUCCUGCUCAAACUCUACCGAGUUAGUAUUUGUAAUUGAACUCGAGGUUAAACUGCACACUGAUAGAAGUGGUUAGUAUUUCUGUUGACGACUUGUGCAGCUGUACAGUUCGAAGCGGGUUAAGAUUUUAAAUAAAUUACUUACGUUUUUGCGCUGGUGGACCAAGUGUGUAGAAAAUAUAGUACAAGUAGUGUGUACAAAUACUCAACUGAUUUCAACUGAGCAAAAAAGAGCAAGACUUAUUACCUGUGUCCAAGCAUGAGUCCACUCAAUCGUGGUCCUAUUAUGGGUCCGAGAGCUCCACAACCAACCACGAGACAGAUGUCUAGGUACGGACGAGGGCCACCACCACCACCGUUGCCUGGCAUGUCCCGUUUGAUGGCACCAGUGGUGGCACCACCCAUUGCUUUGUUCGGAUCACCUCGAAGCCGGCACAUCCCUCCGAUUCCCAUGAUGCCCAGACCGAAUCACAUGCCACCCCGCGGAGUAUCAAUUUUCGCGCCCGGAUUGCGAGGUCGACCACCAGUACCACCCAUGCAUCCUAUGUCGCUGAUGCCUCCCAUGCCCAUGAGAGGGCCCAUGGUUCCACCACAUCCUUUAAUGCGACCUGGUCCCAGGGGUAUGCUUCCUCCGCAUGCUCUGCCACACAUGAGGCCGAGACUCCCGAUCAUCAAUAAACCCAAAAAUAACACCUCUAAGAAGGACAACAAAUUUGAGGACCUUGAAAUGAAAAAGCCGUGGAUGACCGACGAAAUCCGGAGUGAAAUUCAAAAGAAAAAUAAAUUGUAUGCUAAAGCCAAAAAGAACAAGAAUGCCAAGGAGUGGGAAGAAUUCAAAGAUUUAAGAAAUAAAGUCACUCGCAUGAUAAGGGAUGCCAAAAACGAAUACCUUGCAAAACACCCUGAACAGGCGCAAUGUUACGAACACGAACCUGAUUUUGCGUACGAUGAGAUGGAAGACAGCAAUGACGAAGAAGAGGACAAUAAUGAAGAAGAAGAAGCAUGUUUGUAUUGUGAAACGUGUGACAGAGAUUUUGCGUCGCAAGAAAUUUUGGAGCGUCACGUUCAAGAGCAUCAAACCUGCAAAAUCGAUGGUUGCACGUUUACAGCUCAUCCAAAGAUUGUAGAGAAACACAUCGCUAUGCAACACGCAACAGGCCUUUAUGAGAGAAUGAAGCACGUGAUGAGCGACGGCGAUAUCGAAAAAUGGAAAGCAGAGAGAAAAAAGCGGUAUCCUAUGGCUACCAACAUAAAGCUUGGGAAAGCGGAGCAAUUAGAAAAAAGGAAGCGUGGAGAAGUUGUGGGGAAUCACAAUGAAAAACAUCGACGUGAUACCGUCAAAAAAGAGCAGACUCGAAAAAGUUUCAAGAAAAGGCGUAAUAGGCAAUGGAGAAAUCACAUUCCCGAGAAAUCAGUUGUUAACAAAGAAACUUACAGAGGCUUAUUGCCUUUUGCCGGCACUGCUAUCUUGGAUGAGACGCAAGGGUCAAGCGAUGAAUCUCUAAAAGAAGAAACUGUGGUAGAUCAAAAAGAAGAAGCUGUGAUAUGUAAAGUUUCAGAAAUAAGUGACAUCGAAAUUUCCGAUGAAGAUCAACGAAAUGUGACAUUUGAUAAGAAAGAAUUAAAACCAGAAGUUGGUACUUCUAAAGUUUUAAGUUUAGUAGCUGAUUAUGGAAGUGAAUCUGAUGAUGAGCAACCUGAGGAACAACCUAUUAUAAAAUACAUGGUGCAUGAAGAAUAUAAAGAUUCACAAAAAGUAGAACCAGAAACAGGAUUAGUUGAAAAAGUCACACAUGCCAAAAAAAAUGUAGAAGUGAAAAAUAGCUCUAGUAUCUCUGUUGGUAGUAAAAAAAGAAAUACUACUGACAAUGAAAGACAGUUUAAUAGAUCUCAAAGUCAUAAUAGCACAAAAUAUUCUAACAGUAGGUUGAGAUUACUAAAUAAAUUAUUGGCACGGUCUAUACAGCACGAAAGGAAUGCUAUUUUUCAGUGCAUCACGUUUAUAAAAAAUAAUAAUUUUUUAGACUGAACAAUUGUGAAGGUUUUUUAAAUUUUUAUGUAAGAUUCAUGUGAUAAGAAACGACGCUUACUUAUUGUUGAAUCUGUUUUGUACAAAAAUAUACUAAAAGAUUUAUAUCUUGAAAAUAUCAAUGAUGUGAUAGGUUGAUAAUUACAUAAAGUAAAGUUAUUUACGAUUUUUAUUCCGUCUUUUAUUAACAAAAUACAAUAUAAAAUAUUUCAAAUAUAACUAAUACGUAAACAAUAGUGUAGUAACUGUACUUUUUAUAAGUUUGAGGACUAAGUUAAAUAUAAUUUCACAGUGGUUAACUUGUGUCUUGAAUAAAGUAGUUUGUUAUACUAAUUUUACAAUAAAUUUUUUUUUUCGUACAUUAGUUAUUCAAUGUAUCAAGAAUUUUAUAUAUCUAGAGCAUAUCACCUUCUUCAUGACAAAUCAGAGUCGCGCUAGCCAAUGACUACUGGUAUUUCUAGCUGACUAAGAAAAAAUGGUUAAAAAGUUCAUUCAAAUCUGCUAAAAAAAUUUACAUGAUUAUGUGUUGUCAGUCAAUUUAAAAAAAAAUAAAAUAACGAUUCUAACAGAAAUUUAAAUUCUAGUUUAUAUUUGAUAUGCCAAAGUUACAGUUUUCCAUACUGUUUUUAUCUACAGUUCAUGCGACAACACUCUUUAAACUCUUAUUCACACUAUU
This is a messenger RNA of Copidosoma floridanum, 2798 nucleotides long. Its product is annotated as nuclear FMR1 interacting protein 1. Gene Ontology annotation, molecular function: RNA binding. Gene Ontology annotation, cellular component: nucleus. Gene Ontology annotation, biological process: box C/D snoRNP assembly. NCBI's taxonomy places the organism in Eukaryota, Metazoa, Arthropoda, Insecta, Hymenoptera, Encyrtidae. The record is from RefSeq and is a predicted model, not a curated record.